This is a messenger RNA of Humulus lupulus (European hop), 465 nucleotides long. RefSeq lists its product as uncharacterized. The record is from RefSeq and is a predicted model, not a curated record. Lineage: Eukaryota; Viridiplantae; Streptophyta; Magnoliopsida; Rosales; Cannabaceae. Gene Ontology annotation, molecular function: zinc ion binding. The transcript has 2 exons. Bases 1 to 465 code for a protein of 154 amino acids.
AUGAAGUAUGAGGUCUUGUCUUUCAACCCAAUAGAAUGCCAAGUUCGUGAAGAAAUGAGGGUCAAUUUCACAAUAAAUAUACAGAAUAGAACAUGCACUUGCAAUAGGUUUCAAGAAGAUGAAACCCCUUGUGGACAUGCAGUAGGUGUAAUUACAAAGAGAAAUUUGAAAGUCUAUGAUUACUGUGUAAAGUUCUACAAAACAAAAACAUUGAAAACAUUGUAUCAAGAAAAUAUUCAUCAUUUGCCUCAUAAAAAUGAAUGGAAUCUCCUACAACACUUGGACAUAGUGGUGCUAUCUCCAAAAGCAACAAUCCCUACAGGAAGACCAAGAAGGAAAAGAAUAAGAGGGGAACCAAAAGUAAUAAUCAAUUGUGGGAGAUGUGGGCAACUAGAACAUAAUAGGAAGAUUUGCAAGAAUCCUCUAAUUGAGAAGCCAAACAAGCAGAAAAGGCAAAAGACCUAG